Messenger RNA from [Torrubiella] hemipterigena, 285 nucleotides. Lineage: Eukaryota; Fungi; Ascomycota; Sordariomycetes; Hypocreales; Clavicipitaceae. The record is from the annotation of a GenBank genome assembly.
AUGGUAGCGCUUCUAGGCCCACCACCUCCAAAGUUUCUGCAACGAAGCGACAAGUGCGCCAAAUAUUUCGACGCCUCAGGUAACUGGUUAGGAUCUGUACCAAUUCCAGAUCAAUCAUUUGAGCAACGUGCUACCCAGCUAAAGGGGCCGGACAAAGAAUUGAUGCUGAAUUUGUUCCGAAAGGCUUUACAAUGGCUGCCGGAAGAUCGACCGACAGCGGAAGAGUUGGCAUUUGAUGACUGGCUUAUGGAAGCCUAUAUGGAAUCCAAGGCAGAACAACAGUAA